AUGCUCACGGCUGUCUGCGGGUCUCUUGCCAAUCAGCACUCGGACACGCCGCGCGCCUCCUCCCCGCGCUUGGACCUGCAGCCCUACCAGCCCCACGCCAACUCCGAGGCGGGCGGCGACUUCCCCUCCCCUCUCCAGCCCACAGAGCUCCAGCACCUGCCCUUGGCAGGCCCCGGGGUGGAGUUCGCGGCUGCCCCUGGCUAUGAUCUGCAUGGCUCUUCGAGGCUAGACCUGGAUGGUGACAGCCUGCUGGCCCCCGGCACAUACUCCAAGCUCCUGCAGCCGCCUCCCGAAAUGGCGCACCCCUAUGAGCCCUGGUUCAGGCCCUCGCACCCCAACAACGCCGCCGAGGAUGGCGGCGUGAAUCCCUGGUGGGACCUCCAUGCCGGAUCCAGCUGGAUGGAGCUGCAGCCGGCUCAGGGCAGCCUGCAAGCCCCUGGCCCCGUGGGUGGACUCCAGCCUGUGCUGGGGGGUUACAGCUCCGCUGAGCACCAGCUCUGUGGCCCGCCGCAUCACCUCCUGCCCUCGGCCCAGCACCUGAUGGGCCAGGAAGGGCUGAAGCCACUCGACUUGCCUCCAGAGCCGCAGGUUCUCGAGCAGGCUGUGGAUGGUACUGCUAGGCCAAAGAGCUCGAGGCGAUCAGUGCCCCGGAGUGCCGGGCAGGCAGUGUGCAACUGCCCAAACUGCCAGGAGGCUGAGAGGGUGGGUCCAUGCCCGGACGGGGCCAAGAAGAAGCAUCUGCACAACUGCCACAUCCCCGGCUGUGGCAAGGCCUACGCCAAGACGUCCCACCUGAAAGCCCAUCUCCGGUGGCACAGCGGGGACCGGCCCUUCGUCUGCAACUGGCUCUUCUGCGGCAAGCGCUUCACCCGCUCCGACGAGCUGCAGCGGCACCUCCAGACCCACACGGGGACCAAGAAGUUCACCUGCCCCGUGUGCAGCCGGGUCUUCAUGAGGAGCGACCACCUCAGCAAGCACAUGAAGACGCACGAGGGCGCCAAAGAGGGAGCGGAGGGGGAGGGCAAGAGCGGGGCAGACCCUCCGGGGAAAGGCAAGAGGGAGCCCGAGGCUGGCAGCUCCAGCCCUGCGACCCAGCCCAACUGA
Messenger RNA from Gopherus flavomarginatus (Mexican gopher tortoise), 1104 nucleotides. It is a transcript of the gene SP6, whose product is annotated as Sp6 transcription factor. Gene Ontology annotation, biological process: regulation of transcription by RNA polymerase II. The record is from RefSeq and is a predicted model, not a curated record. Gene Ontology annotation, molecular function: DNA-binding transcription factor activity, RNA polymerase II-specific; RNA polymerase II cis-regulatory region sequence-specific DNA binding. Lineage: Eukaryota; Metazoa; Chordata; Testudines; Testudinidae. The transcript has a single exon. Bases 1 to 1104 code for a protein of 367 amino acids.